Molecule: messenger RNA, 1622 nt
Organism: Hibiscus syriacus
Lineage: Eukaryota; Viridiplantae; Streptophyta; Magnoliopsida; Malvales; Malvaceae
Product: WUSCHEL-related homeobox 9-like
Exons: 3
Coding region: 492-1622 (376 amino acids)
Biological process (GO): regulation of developmental process
Molecular function (GO): DNA-binding transcription factor activity; DNA binding
Source: RefSeq, a predicted model, not a curated record
GGAAGAUUCUAAUUAAACACCAACCAAGUAUUGAUACCCUUGUUUCCUUUUGCUUCUUGUUUGGGUGGAAUUAGCUCGUACUUUGAGUAGAAAAGAAGUGUUUUCUUCGUUUUAGCAUUUAAAAUUGUAAGGAACGAUAUGGGGGAGUACUUUCAAUCUUCCUCCUUCCAUUUAUUUUGAUUUCCUUUCUUGUUUAUCUUCUUCAAGGGGACUCCUGUUGUGGGUUUGGCCAGUUACGUGGUUUGUUUAUCAAGAAUGAAAAUUUAUUAAAUGUUCUUUUUUUCUUUGGGAGUUGGGAAUGCGUCAUGACUAUUUAUUUAAUUAAGGAAGAACAAAUAUCACAGGAGUAGUGAGGAGGCUUAUAAGAAGAGAUGUUAAAUAUGUUGGUCUAGAACAACAAAAGGGAAAUUAUAUUUUUGUGUUUCUAUUUUGGUUGGCUACUUUGGAUUGGAUAUCUAACUUAGAUUUUGGCCAUUAUCAUCAGCAUCGUCAUGUCUUCAUCAAACAGACACUGGCCUAGCAUAUUCAAAUCCAAGCCCUGCAACGCUCACCAUCAAUGGCAGCACGACACCAACCCGUUUCUCAUGUCAACUGGUUGCCAAAAAGCCCCUUACGCCUCAGUUGCAGGAUAUGAAGAGCGUAGUCCGGAGCCGAAACCGAGAUGGAAUCCGAAACCCGAACAAAUUCUCAUACUGGAAGCCAUAUUCAAUUCAGGGAUGGUUAACCCACCUAGGGAUGAGAUAAGGAAAAUCAGAGCUCAACUGCAAGAGUAUGGCCAAGUAGGCGAUGCCAAUGUCUUUUACUGGUUCCAGAACAGAAAAUCAAGAAGCAAACACAAGAUGCGCAAUCUCCAAAACUCUAAACAACAGUCUCAGCAGAACCAAAAAAUCCCUCCCAUCACUAAUAUUACCACCAUCACUGCACCUUCCUCUUCAUCCUCCUCAUCCGAGAAGUCCUCGCCAAAAGGAGCUAACAGAAACAGUACUCUCUCUUUGAGUUCUGCAAAUAUCAUUGACGUUUCCAACUCUGCAACUGCUUGUGUGAACCAGACCUACUUUCAUCAGCCUCAGAACGAAUUCUUGAACGAACCUUUUUUCUUUCCUAUGCAACAGGCUUCUGCAGGAACCGGAAUUACACAAGGGUUUGGCUUCUCAGAGCUAACCAAUGUGAUUCAAAUCCCCGAACAACCAGUUGGACCCUGUACAAGCCUGUUGCUGAGUGAGAUGUUAAGCCAUGGGGAUUCAAGGAAAGAACAAGAGGAAAAGAUGAAUAUGCAGCUUCAGCUCAGUUACAGUACUGUGACCACUGCUCCUAGUACUCACUCUAUUGCUCCUCAUACUGCGUCCGCCAGUGCUACAAUUACUGUUCCAUCUAAUAUCCAACACAUUCACGGUGCUGGAGAAUCGGCAGCAGUUGACCCUGCUAAUCCGGGUAGAUGGACAGUGUUUAUCAAUGAUGUAGCGUUUGAGGUGACGGCGGGUCCCUUCAACGUGAGGGAGGCUUUUGGUGAUGAUGCAAUCUUGAUCAAUUCCUAUGGUCAACCCGUUCUCACGAACGAGUGGGGAUUAACCCUUCAGUCCCUUCAACAUGGUGGAUGUUACUAUCUGGUUCGCUCAUAUUAA